This is a messenger RNA of Venustampulla echinocandica, 2784 nucleotides long. RefSeq lists its product as uncharacterized. Gene Ontology annotation, cellular component: vesicle; intracellular membrane-bounded organelle; cytoplasm. Gene Ontology annotation, molecular function: clathrin binding. The record is from RefSeq and is a predicted model, not a curated record. Lineage: Eukaryota; Fungi; Ascomycota; Leotiomycetes; Helotiales; Pleuroascaceae. Bases 1 to 2784 code for a protein of 927 amino acids. Gene Ontology annotation, biological process: clathrin coat disassembly; clathrin-dependent endocytosis. The transcript is spliced from 2 exons.
AUGGAUGAUUUAAGCGGCCUAGAGUGGUCCGCUUCCUCCACCUCGAAUACAAAUGCUUCAAAAGCACCACAGGGCUCUGGGAACUACUACCCCACGUUACGGCCCACGCCACCACCCCAACUCUCGGGACGCACCACUACUCUCUCUAAUCAGGCUUCUGGGGCAGCCACUUCCAAACCAUCCGCCUUCGCCGCUCCAAAACCCUCCUCCACCCCCGACAGCUUCUCCAAUCUCGUAUCCUUCGGGUCCUCGAAACCUAAUACCCUAACCCUACAACAACAGCAAGAAAAACUACAGGCAGAGAAGCGGAAGCAGCAAGAAGAGACAAGAAAACAAUAUGAGGCGCAGUUUGGAGGGUCACAGUCGUGGGAAGGACUGGGGAAUAGGGACCCAGGUCGGAACGCCACGCCAACGACGACCUUACGGGGUAACCCUCCCGCAAUAAAUCCUCUGCCAGCGAGUUUUGCAAGAGCAUCUUCUCCGGCAACUAUAAACGGUGAUAGUGCUACCAACGGUGGAGAUGAAGACCUUUUUGCGGCAUUCAAUGCCAGCACCAAAGUCGAUAACUCGAGUUUCUAUCCUCCUCCCUCUCUCUCGAGUAGCGGUAACAACACACCGGGAUUUACGAAGAACAAGAGCCCGGACUUGAGUCAGCCACAGGCUUGGGAACAGCCGAUGGGGUCCUUGGGAGGCGCGACCUUUGGUGAUGAUGAUGACCCUUUUGGAUUGGGUCAAAUGAAGUCCCAAGGUUCUACAUCAGCACCUGUUGUAGAUUCCGCAGACAACGAUGAUUUCCUUGGGGAUCUGGCGAAGCCUGUGGAAGAGAUCAGGCGUCAGAGACCUCCAGCCGCAAAAGCUACUCCUGAGCCAGCGCGGGAACCCGAAUUGGAUGAUCCAUGGGACAAGGCUGUUGCAGAACUCGUCGAUAUGGGGUUUUCGGCCGAACAAUCGCGGCGUGCGCUUACUGAAAGCGGUUCUGGUCUUGAUAUCCAAGCUGCUGUUGGCUGGAUAUUGAACGAUGCGCACCGGCAGGCCAAACAAAAACAACAGAGUCGAGAUUCGAGUAGGCAUAAUGGCGCUUCAACCGGUGAACGAAGAGAUGCAUCUCGGGACGGGGCUAGAAAAAAUAAUACCCAAUCACGGAUGCGUGAAGAUGGCCAAGACCAUUCACAAUCCCGUAGGGAAGAUAAUGGUUCACCAAGUGGAGAGACGGAUCUUUCCAAGACCGCAGCUGCUGUUAGUAGCAACUUAUUCAAGACAGCCAAUUCUCUAUGGAAGACAUCGCAGAAAAAGGUGCAAAAGGCGGUGGCUGAAUUUCAACAAGAAUCUGAUCCCAGCCAGCCAAAAUGGAUGCGAGAAGCAGCUGAACGGGAGCAGGCUGAAAGGCAAUCCACAGCAGACGGACGAAGUCGACGGCCAAAACCUACCGUUCCUGUAGUUACAGAUGAGGCACUCAUGCUUGAAUCUGGCUCCCGAGCCCCACAAAAGAAAGCAAAAGCCCCUGAAUCUCGAUUAUCUCCCUCGGGCUCUACACGUGAACAGCCGUCGACUCUAGGAAGGCCACCACCAGAGCGGCCUACAUCUACACCACGAUGGCAACAGUCAGCCCCUAUGGAUCCUCGCUCGCGGAUGAAACAAGCUGUCGACGAACAAUCUGCAGAAGCAUAUAUAAGCCCUGCGCGACGGAAAAAGCCUACACCUCAACCCUCACAGCGGCAGCGGCAGCGGCAGCCGGAACCUGAGCCUGAUCUACUACUAUCCUCAACCGUUCCAUCACAACCAAAAGCCACCUCGUCUCGUCAGACUCCUCGAACAACGCCCGUACCUUCUAAGCCGUCAACACCCAUUCCGACACGCCCCAAAGCGCCACCACGCAACAUUCCGUCUCUUUCGCCGACCGCUCUUGCAAAGUCUAACGAGCAUCGCCAGGCCGGUUCUGAUCAUUUCAAACGCGGCGAUUAUGCUGCAGCGCAUCAAUCUUACUCAGCUUCUCUGCUUUCUAUUCCUUCAUCCCACCCUAUUGCCAUCAUUCUCCUAUGCAAUCGUGCUCUUACCUCGCUCAAAACAGGUAUCCCCAAGUCCGGGGUCUCAGACGCUGACAGUGCCUUGGAACUAAUCGGGCCUGCGCGCGGCGACGGCGAGACUAUCAAGCUAGGCAAUGAAAACAAAGACAUGCGAGAGUUUUGGGGCAAGGCGCUCAUGCGGAAAGCGGAGGCUCUAGAGCAGAUGGAAAAGUGGCGGGAAGCCGGUGAUGUAUGGAGACUAUGUGUCGAGGGUGGUGUUGGAGCCGCAACCGCCAUUCAGGGGCGAUCCCGAUGCGAGAAAGCCCUCGCGCCAAAGCCUGCCCGAACUGUUACUCCCAAGCCCAAGCCAAAGCCGAAAUCUGCGCUGCAGGAUUUAAAUGGUGGUCGUGAUAGCGCUGCCGUCGAAAGGCUACGGAAAGCCAAUCUCGAUGCAGAGAAAGCGGACGAUGAGAAGUUUGCUCUAGCAGAUCAGGUGGAAGCAAAGAUUGGGCAGUGGAGGGAUGGGAAGAGGGAUAAUCUCAGGGCGCUAAUUGGGAGUCUGGACUUGGUCAUGUGGGAAGGGAGUGCGUGGAAGAAGGUUGGGAUGCAUGAGUUGGUGCAGAAUAAUAAGGUCAAGAUCAAUUAUAUGAAGGCGAUUGGGAAGUGUCAUCCUGAUAAGCUGUCGCAGGAUGCGAGUACUGAAGUCCGCAUGGUCGCUGGCCUCGUCUUCGCUACGCUGAACGAGAGCUGGGAUAAGUUUAAGCAGCAGAAUGAAAUGUAG